CUUAGCAUCGAGUUCACGACGAUGUCGCUUACCCAAAUGAUUUUACAUCAGUUUAAUACCAUUUAUGGGUUGAUAAUUCGCCCAGAAUCAACACAAUAUUUGGAAGAGAAGCUUGGUGAUAUCAUUCGAAGAAAUAAUUUACAAAGGAACAAUGUAUCUAAUAUAAUUGAAGAAAUAGCAAACGCAUAUGUUAAGCAGAAUGGGCAAAUUGACUUUGUUGAACUCGAAAAACUACAAGAAGUUUUUGAGGCCUUACAACUUUCCAAAGAGAAGAAUCUUAAAGAUAUCGAAACAUUGACGCCCGAAAAAGUUGAUAGAGACAAGUUCUUUCAUGUAAUUGAUGCUUUCGACAUGCCCCGUUGGAAGUUUUCAAACGAAAAAAAGGGAUUUAUAAGACAUGAUAAACCAAAAGUUAUUAGUAUUUUUAGUUCCAAAGCACCAAUUUAUUCAGAAAGAUUUGAUCUGAUAAAUCAACGAUUAAAACGAAGGUCAGGACAUUUCAAGCGCUUAACGAGUUCUAGUAAAUUCGAAAAUAAGCUUCCUUCUUUAAAAGAUCUACGCGGACGAGAAGGCGAGGAGUUCACAAUAUUUGGUUUACUUACUUUCUCGGAAGGAAAAUAUCAACUCGAGGAUAAGGACUGGCAAAUUUGGCUAGAUCUAUCUGAAUGUGAAAUACGCGAGUUUUACACCGAAGGUAAUUUUAUCCUUGCUAAAGGACGAUAUGUCGAGGUUCAAAAAUUCAAAGUUACAAGUAUAGAGCAUCCACCGUUGGAAGAUCCAGAUGAUACAAGAAAAGAAUUAGGCCACUUGGAUUUUUUGGGAAUACCAUAUUCAUUGGAAGACGAGGAAGUUAUUAAGAGAUAUGAGAAAGAAUGGAAAAAUACAUUCUUAGUUAUAAUGUCCGAUUUGUGGUUAGAUCAAUCAAAGACGUUUGCCAAAUUACGAACGAUGCUUAAAGUUUAUCAAGAUGAAAAUUUGAUUCCGUUUGUUUUCGUGUUAAUUGGAAAUUUUUUAUCUGAACCAUUCGUAAAUGCAGAUGUUCAUUCCGCUAAAUAUCGAGUGGCUUUUGACAGCCUGGGAAACCUUAUUGCUGAGUUUCCUAGCAUAGCAAGAUAUUCUCAUUUUGUAUUCGUACCUGGUUGUUCUGAUUUUUGCUUGAAUGGAAGAUCUCCACAACGACACAUACCAAAUAUGUACACUUCUCGAUUAAAGAGUAAAGUACCAAAAGCUGUUUUCACCAGUAAUCCUUGCAGUCAAGAAAUUGUGAUUUUCCGCGAAGAUAUCGUUUAUAAGAUUAAACGGAAUAACAUCCGAACACCAUUGAAUGCACAGGAGAGUGUAGAAAUUCAGGUUACAAAAACUUUACUACAACAAUCACAUUUGUGCCCAUUUCCGUUGCCUAUGAAGCCUAUCUAUAGAGACUAUGAUCACACUCUGAGAUUGUAUCCAGUCCCUGAUGUUUUGAUAUUGGCUGAUAUAUACCAAGGUUAUUCGAUUGAUAUCCCUGUGUUGGGAUCCACUAACAACGAUCUCGAUAACUCCACAACUAAAAAAUGCCAUUGUUUGAAUCCAAGUGGAUUUUCGUCAAAUGGAUACAA
Messenger RNA from Racocetra persica, 1598 nucleotides. The record is from the annotation of a GenBank genome assembly. NCBI's taxonomy places the organism in Eukaryota, Fungi, Glomeromycota, Glomeromycetes, Diversisporales, Gigasporaceae.